Messenger RNA from Metarhizium brunneum ARSEF 3297, 384 nucleotides. RefSeq lists its product as uncharacterized. NCBI's taxonomy places the organism in Eukaryota, Fungi, Ascomycota, Sordariomycetes, Hypocreales, Clavicipitaceae. Gene Ontology annotation, cellular component: extracellular region. The record is from RefSeq and is a predicted model, not a curated record.
AUGAAGUUGUCAAUCAUCACCUCUGUUGCUGCCCUCGCAGCUUCCACCUCGGCCCUGGGCAUCAACUGCCGUGGCUCCGGCCUCUGCCCAUCGGACGGCGCGGCCGGAAACCUCAUCAACCUCAAGGCCAUCGUGGACGGCAUCCAGCCUCGUGAUCGCAGAUACAACACUGGCCAGCAGAUUGCUUGCACCGGCUCCAUCUGCGCCUUCUAUCAAAAUGGCGCCACCGGCACGGCUGCGCAGACGUCGGGCUUUCUCCAGGCCUUGCUUGACCACGGGUGCAAGAAGUGCGGCUCUGUGCCGACGCAGCCUGGGAAUGAUGUGAAGAAUGGAGAGCUCACUGUUAAUGUUGUUGGAGAUCCUCACUGCCAGGGCGCCUGCUAG